Rangifer tarandus platyrhynchus (Svalbard reindeer) is the source of this 318-nucleotide messenger RNA. The record is from the annotation of a GenBank genome assembly. NCBI's taxonomy places the organism in Eukaryota, Metazoa, Chordata, Mammalia, Artiodactyla, Cervidae.
AUGGCCCUGUGGAUGCGCCUGCUGCCCCUGCUGGCCCUGCUGGCACUCUGCGCCCCCGCCCCGGCCCGAGCCUUCGUCAACCAGCACCUGUGCGGCUCCCACCUGGUGGAGGCUCUGUACCUCGUGUGCGGGGAGCGAGGCUUCUUCUACACACCCAAGGCCCGCCGGGAGGUGGAGGGCCCCCAGGUGGGGGCGCUGGAGCUGGCGGGCGGCCCUGGCGCGGGCGGCCUGGAGGGGCUCCCGCAGAAGCGCGGCAUCGUGGAGCAGUGCUGCACCAGCAUCUGUUCGCUCUACCAGCUGGAGAACUACUGCAACUAG